Messenger RNA from Atta colombica, 1113 nucleotides. It is a transcript of the gene Poc1, whose product is annotated as POC1 centriolar protein homolog A. Lineage: Eukaryota; Metazoa; Arthropoda; Insecta; Hymenoptera; Formicidae. Gene Ontology annotation, molecular function: protein binding. Bases 46 to 1113 code for a protein of 355 amino acids. The transcript has 5 exons. The record is from RefSeq and is a predicted model, not a curated record.
GUUUCCACCGAGGGUUUAAACCAAAUCAAAAUAACAGAAAAGAAAAUGGAAGAGACUAAUUGCGAGCCUGUAUAUCAAGGAUACUUCAUAGGUCAUAGCAAUGCAGUUACUGCUUUAAACUUUCAUCCAAAUGCUGAUCAACUCAUAUCAAGCAGUAUGGAUAACACAGUAAUGUUAUGGCGAUUGAAACAUUUAAAGCCAGCUUACAAGUUUAUAGCCCACAAAGAGGCAGUCUUAGAUGUGUGCUAUUCAUCAAACGGAGAAGUUAUGGCCAGUGGUUCAAAAGACAGAUCUGUAAGAAUUUGGAUUCCUAAAGUUAAAGGACAUUCCUUUGACUUUAAGGCUCAUAGUUCUGCUGUGAGAUCAGUACAGUUUAGUCCAAAUGGGGAAAAAUUAGUUACUGCAUCGAAUGAUAAAAGUGUAAAGCUGUGGAUACCAUAUCAAAAAAAAUUCCUCAAGACAUUUAAUGGACAUACAUAUUGGGUAAGCUGUGCUAAAUUUUCUCCGGAUGGUAAACUUUUGAUAUCAUGUAGCGAUGACAAAACAAUAAAAGUCUGGGAUAUUACCAGCGGACGAUGUGUCAAAACUUUUAAUGAGAUAAAAGCUCCUGCUAAAUAUGUGGAGUUUCAUCCAAGCGGCACGACUAUUGGAUCAGCAAAUACAGAUGCAUGUGUCAAAUUGUACGAUUUAAGAACAGAUUCUUUAUGUCAGCAUUAUGCUGUUCAUACAGAAUCUGUGAAUAUGAUUAAAUUCCAUCCAAAUGGUAAAUUUAUAUUAACAGCAUCUGUAGAUUCUACAAUGAAGAUUUUAGAUAUCCUAGAAGGCCGUCCAAUUUAUACUCUCAGAGGACAUUGUACUAGCAUAACAUCCAUAACAUUUUCAAAAGAUGGUACACUUUUUGCUUCUGGUGGCAUUGAUCGACGAAUUCUAAUAUGGAAGUAUAAUUUAUGUGUGGAUGACCAAAGUAGAGAAAUUCCUGCACAGUUAACGUCUACAACGAACAGGAAUUUGAAUCUCGAGCGAAUCUCUAGCAAACAAAAAUUUGACUGUGGAAAGAUCGAACAAGUACAAGAUAUACAUAACAAGCAGAAUCAAGAGAAAAUAAUAACUUAA